Messenger RNA from Labrus mixtus (cuckoo wrasse), 1806 nucleotides. Its product is annotated as nuclear autoantigenic sperm protein-like. Gene Ontology annotation, molecular function: histone binding. The coding region runs from base 42 to 1646 and encodes 534 amino acids. The record is from RefSeq and is a predicted model, not a curated record. The transcript has 15 exons. NCBI's taxonomy places the organism in Eukaryota, Metazoa, Chordata, Actinopteri, Labriformes, Labridae. Gene Ontology annotation, cellular component: nucleoplasm. Gene Ontology annotation, biological process: CENP-A containing chromatin assembly; DNA replication-dependent chromatin assembly.
UAAAUCUUUCUCCACCGCCGGUCUUUAAACCACCUGAAGAGAUGCCAGAGGAAACGUCCGCCGCGUCGAGCUCUGCGAGUGUGGAGAAGCCGUGCUCCUCCUCCUCAGCUGCUGCAGACAGCUCUGUUGACGUCAUGGAGGAGGCAAAGAAACUGAUUGGCACAGGAAACAGGCAUCUGGUCAUGGGAGAUGUUGUUUCCGCUGUCAGUGUCUUUCAGGAUGCCUGCGGCAUGUUGGCUGGAAAGUACGGUGAUACUGCAGAUGAGUGUGGCGAGGCCUUCUUUCUUUGUGGGAAGUCCCUGCUGGAGCUUGCCAGGAUGGAGAACAGUGUCCUUGGUAAUGCCCUUGAAGGAGUCCCAGAAGAAUCGGAAGAAGAGGAGCAGCCCAAAGACUCUAAUGUUGAGAGUGCCAACAAUCUUGAUGAAGAAACUAGGGAUGAGCUACGAAAGCAGGUGUAUGAUGCGAUGGCAGAGGAGGAAAAGACUGAGGCCGCUAAAACAAAUUCAGAGUCUGAGGUCGAACACAUCGACACUGAGGUGAAGAAGGAAAAUGGUGUGACUGGAUCAGAGGAACAUUCAGUUUCACCUGACCAGAGUUCAGUGCAGGAAGCUGACGUGAAUGGAGUUGAGAAGAGCCCGGUUGUUCAUGUGAAUGGUGUGGAGAAACAAAAUGGCAAAGAGACGGCGGCGACGAACGGGGAAUCAAAGCAAGCGGAUGAACAGGACGAGGAGGAACCAGAGGGCAAUGAUGAUGAUGACGACGAUGAUGAUGACGAGGAUGGAGAGGCUAAUGGACAAGAAAAGGAAGAGGAUGAAGUCGGGAAUUUGCAGCUGGCGUGGGAAAUGCUGGAGGUAGCCAAAUUCAUCUAUAAAAGAAAGGAAAGCAAAGAUGACCAGCUGAUGGCAGCACAGACGUAUCUGAAACUCGGAGAAGUCAGUGCAGAGUCGGGUAAUUACCCCCAUGCGUUAGAAGACUUCCAGGAGUGCCUCACCCUGCAGCUGAAGCACUUACCUCCUCACAGUCGUCUGCUGGCUGAGACCCAUUACCACGUCGCCACCACGCUGUGCUACAUGGAUCAGUACAGCCUCGCCAUCCAACAUUACAACAGCUCCGUAAAAGUCAUCGAGAAACGCCUGGCCAUGUUGCAGGAGGUGAUAGCUGCAGCAGAUGGGGCAGCAGCAGAAGAGAAGACUGAGUUGGAGGAGCUGAAGCAGCUUCUGCCCGACAUCAGGGAAAAGAUUGAGGAUGCCAAGGAAAGCCAGAGAACAGCCAGCUCAGCAUCUCAGGCCAUACAGCAGACACUAGGUGGAGCUUCAACUUCAUCAGCAUUCAUGUGUGAAAAUGGGGGCGCUUCAUCAUCAUCAUCAUCUUCUUCUGCAUUUGCAACAGCCAGCAAGAUUCCGGUUAAAUCGCCUGACAGCGCCUCAUCUUCCAAAGCGGCCUCAGACAUCUCCCACCUCGUCAGGAAAAAAAGGAAACCCGAGGAGGAGAGCCCAGUAAAGGACACUGAAGCUAAACAAGCGAAACAGGAAGCCACAGUUAAUGGCAGCGGUGACUCUAGUGCCAGCAACGGCAAAGGAGUCCAGGAGGGAAAAUCACAGGAGUCUGCCAACCAGUCAUCAUCCUCCGUCAAGUCUUCAGCGUGACUCUCUUCGUCUCUUUUCUGAUCUUGGAAACCAGCACAGCAUGCCUGUCCAGCCCCUCUCCACAACACUUUUGUUUCUGUAAAUAAGAUCCAUUUUCAUAGAUUUGUCUGUCCAGUUUUGUAUACUUGUAGUAAAAAAGAAUAAAAAAUUUGCAGAUGUA